CGCCCCUUCAUAGUCGUAACUCUCCUGCCGCCAUUUUGACCCGCAGUGGCGUUCUCCGACGAAGACUGCGGUUAUUCUUCAUCUUUAACAUUUCAAACCUUAAACCGGUAAUGACCAAGAGACCAGAUAUACCUGCUUCACGCACUUCUUUCAUCCAUUGCGGGUUACGAGGUUGUAAAAUUUGCGGUGUAUUUAAUGGCCGCUUCAGGCCGCGCGGCCUUCAUUAACAGUACAGACCUAGAUAAUAAGGAAAAUAACUACAUAAAGAACAUAUCAGUCAAAUUCUUUGGGAAAUAACUUUUGAUUUGUUUAAAGAAAACUGUUGCGGUCUAACUAUUACGUUGAUGUAGACUUAUGUAACCUUUUAAACCGUUCCGGCAUUUAGCUUUAGCCGCUUAGCUAACCCUUUUAUAAACGUCACCGGUUAUUCUACAUAAACGGAAUAAAUAGUGUUGAUUUAUGUGGGCUUGAUCGAAAUUAACGGCAACAAGUGUAAAGACAAGUCCUAAUCUAAAUAUAGGCCUGAAUUCGGUUCCGGUUCUUUCCCGGCAUUUCUUGUUGUGAACGCUCGUUCCUGAUUAGCGGCAGACUCGGUCUACAAUGGAACAAAGUGUUGUACUGUUGUGUGUGUGUACUGUGUUUGUGCUCUCUCAUUAACCUUUUUCAGUUUCCCCCCAGAGUGUCUUUGUUGGUCUUUAGGUUUUUUUCUGUGAAGAUCCUCGAUGUGGAGAGUUUGUUGUUGGCAGAAGAUUUUUUGGGGGUCCUGACCAGUGUUAUUAGCAGCAGCAGCUACAGAAGAACCAGUUCUCCUCACCCUUGAUGCCCAAACAAGGCAGAGAAGAAGCUGAAGAUUUUUUCCCCCCAUCAUCUACCCCACUUUUGGCACUUUUUUGCAUCGGUUAAAGUUUUUUUCCCCCGUGCUUUGCUCUAUGCCCCUCCCACUUUAUUUUAUUUAAUUAGUCGUCUUAAUUUUUAUCCAAAAAAAAGCAACCCACCAACAACAACUCAACAAAGACUUUUGCAGACGCUGUUGAUGUGGUUUAGCGAUCUGUCGGGAUAAAGAUGUCUCUCAGAGUCUCAGGAAAGGGCUGUCAUAGGAAGACCAGGUUCUCUGGGCACUCCAUCCCCUUAUUCCUCUUAUCUCAUGGAUCAAGUGUUCCUUCAGGACUCCACACAACUGCGGAGACUUCGUUCAAGCAGUGCAUUCAGAGGGGAGGCUGCUGUUCCACCCAACCAGAAAGAGUCCUGUUGGCCCUGAAGACCACAGCCAGCUGUUGGGUCCUUUCCGAGCUCCAGUGUUACUAUGACCAACCAUGGAGAUGACUGCUACUUCUUCUACUACUCCACCUGCACCAAGGGUGACAGCUGCCCCUUCAGACACUGUGAGGCCGCCAUGGGAAACGAGACCGUCUGCAACCUCUGGCAGGAAGGACGCUGUUUCCGCCCCACCUGCAAGUUUCGUCACAUGGAGAUCACGAAAAACAGAAAGGAGAUUCCCUGUUACUGGGAGAACCAGCCGGCUGGCUGCCAGAAGCCUCACUGCGCCUUCUUUCACGAGAAACCGCGCUGCAUCCAGGGCCUGUUCGUCCCUCCGGAUCAAAGUCAGAGCAAGACUGAGGAAGAGCAGCCUGAAGACACAGCUGCCCCCCCACCUGUAGUUCUCACCACCUCCACUAACCCCCAGCUUAGAGGAGUCAUCAAAACAGACACAACAGAGCCAGUCCCAAGCCCCACCCACCCCCCUGUAGUGAUCAAUGCUGCGGAUGAUGAUGAGGAUGAAGAUGAGGAGGGAGAGGACAGCAGAGUCGGCCCCUCGCCCAGGAAGUUACCCCGAACAGGUGAGACGCUCACGUUCGGGGUUAGCACUCUGGAGGAGAUCCGCCUGAGGAAGGCUCUGAUGGCCAGCAUGAGGACCGGUUACGGUCAGAAAGCCGAAGGUGUUGCCAACGGGGAGAAGGAGAACAUCCAGGCCUUCUUUAGAGCUACAUCGUCACAGUCCAGAGCAGGCCCGCCUGGAUCUGAAGUCCCAGUCCGCUCCAAAAGGGGGGUUUCAGAAAGGCUGGGCCUGAGGAUGCCCCAAACCGGUGGAAGAGGCAGAGAAGGUCUGCCGAUCAGGAAGAGUCUGGCCGAGCGUCUUGGAGGGGUCAUUGAGGAACCAGCAGCACCCACUCAAGAAGGUGUUAAGCCUGUGAAGGACAGACUUGGCUUGUUUUCUGGACCUGCUACAGCUGCACACUCAGGUUCCCCAGCAGAGAAGAACAACGUUUCUGUGAAAGAUCCGGAUCAGAUUCGCAUCAAAACGCUGGAAGAGAUACGGCGAGAGAAGGCAGCCAAGAGCCAGAAAGAUGCUCCUCCAGAUGUUCCCUCAGAUGUUCCUGCAGAGAUCCCCAAGACUGUCAGAGCCACCAGAGGGGUCAAGAGAACGGUUUCUGUGAAGGAGCCCCCCAUCAGUAACAUCAAGACAUUUUCUGAGAUUCAUCUGGCGAAGAAAAAGAGACUGGAGGAUAAACAGGCCAGAAUUUCAAAAACAGCCGAGGGCCCUGUGGAGAAACCUGCAAGCAGAACCCUGGGAGAGUCCGACACCCCUGAAGAUGGGAAGGAGGUUAAGGUCAGGGUCAAAACCCUGGAGGAGAUCCGUAGGGAGAAGGCAGCCCGGCUGCAGGCUCAGCAGGACACAGAGAGCGUGGAGAGCAAAGACCAGGAGAGCCUCCCUAAGAAGAAGAGGCUGCUGCGCGUCCAGAAGCUGGAGUCUCAAAAUCGCAUUGAGACAUCAGAGGACACCCCCACCACAGAGAAGCUGCCGAAGCCCACUAAGACGGGCAGCGUCCAGGUGAAGACCUUCGAGGAGAUAAUAAGGGAGAAACGUCUGCGGCAGCAGGAGGGGCAGGCCAGCAACUCGACUGAUGCUGAUGGCGUCAGGCCCCCUCUGAAGAGGAAGCUCCCCGUUCAGGCCGACCCGGCAUCAUCGGCGCCUUCCUCUCCCGCGGACCCCCCCAGUGUUUCUGUCCGCAAGCUGGUACCUCUGAGGUCCAAAGCUGCUUCAAACGCACAGAAGAUCUCCUUUCAGGGCAGAACCGGUGACGUUACUGAGACUAGAAGCAGCACGUCUCCUUCAGAAGACCAGAACCAGACUGGGUCCACAGAACAAUCUGGAGAGUCCAAAGUGAGACCCAAACUGAAUGUGAAGCCCUCCGUUGUGAAGCUAGCCACGCCGCUGAGGCCGGCCCAGAAGAAGAGGGGGGCGGAGCCAUCAGCUGUGGCUGCAGUUAAACCUCUGAACAGCGCCGCUGCAGUCCAAGAGACCCCGCAGGAGUCCACGUGCACACCCCCACAGGUCCUUCCGUCUCCAGAAGCUCUGCUAAACUCUGCUGUUCCUCGUAGCCCCACCCCCCUGCAGGAGUCAACCCUGGGGGAGGAGGAGCUGCAGACGGUCCCUGUCUUCAAACAGAGUGGAGGCCAGAAGGCUGGCGCCGCCAUCAGAGAGGCGUGCUCGGUCCCUCACAGCCCGGCAGUCAAAACCACGGCCCAGUCCAGAGCCAGACGGACCAGCACAACCCGCCCCACCUCCACGUCGGACUCCACAGCCCCCGCCGUGGACGACUUCGAGGAGCUGAUCAACCAGUUCACCGACGACCACCUGGAGGAGGACGUUGAUCCUGGACUGGGGGAGGACGACCUGCUGCAGGAGCUGUCAGAGAUGAUUGACAGCUGAGCACAAGCCCACAAACACGGAGCUUGAUCAGAGUUUUAGAGUCUGAAGGUUUUACACUUUUGGUCCUAAAGCUUCAUUGUGUCAAGAACUGAAAGACUGUGCUGGCCCGGGGGGGCGGAACCAUGGGACUGGCUGAUGAUGGAAACUCCCCAUCAUGCAGCUGUCAGGUGGGCAUGCUCUUCGCCCGUCUGAAAAGACCCCCCCACAGAUUCAUCAUCAACUCAGGGACUUGGUGGAGCGUCCAGCCAUUUGUGAGUCCACAUGUAAAUUUCCAUUUCCUGUACAGACGUCUGUGUAAAUAAGACUCUUAAUGAGCUGCUGGACCUUCAAGUCAGCUGAAAGCUCCACCCACUGGCAGCACCUGUCACUCGAGUGUCCUCAGUGGCUCCUCCCACCUUCCCCUCAGCUGUUGUUUGACACGCGUCCAUAAAUAAAGCAGACUUUUGCACCAGUGUUAGACGAUGACCUCACAGGCCCCUCCACGGCCUUCAGUAGACGUUUCUGUGAAAAAUGAGCCAGAAGGACACAACCAGACGACGUAGGAAAGUCUUAAAGCAAUUCAGAAGUGAAAAUAAAAAUACCAAAAGAUUUCCAAAAAUAUCCGAUUCAACAUUAAAAAAUAAAUUCUUGAAUCUAAUUAUUGUUUUUAUGACAAUCCUGAAUGACGGUGAUGCAUUUGCAAAACAAGUCGUAGGGUUUCAAAUGUUUAAUAAAGGAACUUUUAUUGAAAGGAGGAUUAAAAAGUGGAACUUAUAUUUCUCUCUUUUGUCAUUCUGUGAAGUCUGAGGAAUAUUUGAAUUUUCUUUUUUUACUUAAUGGUUUCAACCGUUUUCUCCAUGUUCUUAGAACAUUUUCAUCCUUCAGGAUAUUCCUGUGUGUACUUUUGUUUUUUUUAUUUUAAUUAUUAAACUGUUUUAUGAUCAUUAAAAAUGAAUUGGACAAGUGUGUCAGCACUGACAAAAGUUUAUGCUGUUUGAGAGCACCUUCAGCAAGCUUUUGACCUGAAAUAUCCUAAGAGAAAAUAAAGUUUUGUUUAAACUAUUGAAAUUAUUACAAACUUUGUGUUUUUAUGAUAUGUUUAAGUUUUCUGAGAUGUUUAUUCAUUUCUGAAUUGAUAACAGAGGCUUAAACAAAAGGAGAAAUUCGAUUUCACCCUAAAUUUAGCCUCUUUUUCAUCAAAAAUGUAUUUUUUUUUGUCAGAUUGAUGUAACUUGUCUCUUGGUCUUGUUGGCUCUUUCCUGCCUCGUCUACAGCUUUCAAACGCUGUCUUUCACAUCCUUAGAAGAUCCCUCAUCAGAACAUUCAGGAUACAGUUGGUUUCCCGCAGCUUGCUGGUUCAGUGUCUGAAUCUGGUCCAGAUUCUCAGUAGCCUGCAGCCAAAUUUAGAAAUUCUACUCUCACUUUGAGCCACGCUGUGAAGAAAAUUCAUGUCAACCACUUCUCUGGAAUUUUCCUUUAGGUCAUGACUCAAAACUAAUGAUUGAAAGUUAGGGCAGUAGCGUCACUUAGGACCAAAAGUUUGUCUUUUGACAAACUGCAGGCUCAAUCACAGCUUGUGUCUAUUAAUCUCAUUUAUUAUAAAGAUACUCCCCAAAUACCUAAACUCCAGCUCUCCACCUGGCUAGGAAAGAGUGAAAAAGACCAGAGACUACAGGAAAGCUUCCACUGUGUUUUCCUGCAAAUCCACACCCUGAAGUAAAAACUACAAAUCACAGUCACUAUAACACACUUAUAGAAAACCACCAAUCACAUUUUGGUUAAUGCAAAUGUUGACACUGUUUAUGGUUGUGUCUCUUGCUCCUUCUUACUUUUGUCUUUAUUCCUGGGGCUAUCAUGUCUAACUCCUGUAAUCCUCUCUUUAAAAAAUGUGUGCACAGAAGCUCUGAAUUUGUCAAAUAAACAUCAGUCUGAGAAGAAA
Oryzias melastigma (Indian medaka) is the source of this 5630-nucleotide messenger RNA. It is a transcript of the gene zc3h11a, whose product is annotated as zinc finger CCCH-type containing 11A. The record is from RefSeq and is a predicted model, not a curated record. NCBI's taxonomy places the organism in Eukaryota, Metazoa, Chordata, Actinopteri, Beloniformes, Adrianichthyidae. Bases 1304 to 3712 code for a protein of 802 amino acids. Gene Ontology annotation, molecular function: metal ion binding. The transcript is spliced from 16 exons.